AUGGGGAUGGUACGACCUUUCUGGUCUUCUCGGCGACGAAGCUGCACUCGUCGAUGCGAGCAGGCGGCGGAACGGUGGUGGCUGCAACGCUGUGAUCUCUUGAAGUCCCUGCAGCUUGUCUUGAAGGCACGUACCAAGCAAACCGCCCGGAAAUCGACCGGAGGCAAGGCCCCAAGGAAGCAGCUGGCCACCAAGGCAGCCCGGAAGUCUGCUCUGGCGACCGGAAGAGUGAAGAAGCCUCACCGCUUCAGGCCGGGAACGGUGGCGCUGAGAGAGAUCAGGAAGUACCAGAAAAGAACAGAGUUCCUGAUCCGCAAGAUGCCAUUCCAAAGGCUGGUGAGGGAGAUCGCCCAGGACUUCAAGACCGAUCUGAGGUUCCAGAGCAGCGCCGUGGCGGCGCUCCAGGAGGCGGCGGAGGCGUACUUGGUGGGACUGUUCGAGGACACCAACCUAAACAACUUUUAA
Molecule: messenger RNA, 465 nt
Organism: Malus domestica (apple)
Lineage: Eukaryota; Viridiplantae; Streptophyta; Magnoliopsida; Rosales; Rosaceae
Source: RefSeq, a predicted model, not a curated record